GGAUAGUGAGUUGGCUCCUCGACUAAAGUCACCAACUCCCUACCUUCAAUCAAGGAUACUCUAUUAACCUAGGCAGAUAUUCUCAUUCUAGGUCAAAGCAGAAACAACAGGAAUUUGAUCAGGAUUCAAGUCAUUCAAUCAUUAAAACCUCAAUCGAAUAUAAUCAAUCACAGAAUCAGUACUUGGGUUCAUACAAUCAAAGCCUAACAUACAAAUCUAGGGUUCUCCAUACCCAGAUGAAUGGGAGGACUACUCCAUGGAGAAGAAAGCAAAAGCAGAAACAGACACGGAAUUCAUACUGCGAAGGACGGAUUCCGGCUCCUGGACGUUAAUCGGCACUUCUACAAGCUCAAACUGGCCUCCAAUGGUGUUGAAGAUCAAUCUAGGGCACUUGGGAACUCUUGCUCGUCACUUUCUCUCUCUAGGAACUGAUCUCUCUCUCAAAAACCCGAAUCCCCCUGAAUUGUGGCUGAAAUUCUGCUUAAAAGGAGAAAAUCCCGACUCACACGGCCAGGGUGGCACGGCCGUGCAGCUCACCCAGUUGCCCGUGUGAGUCAAAACGCAUCGUUUCAUUUAGUUCGAAUACCAGGCUCUUUGCACGGCCAGAAUGGCACGGCCGUGUGGACAUCCCCUCUUGCCCGUGUUUGCUCUCGCAGAAUAUGGCACGGCCAACCCGGCCACUCGCACGGCCGUGUCGAUCCUCUGCUCUGCCCGUGCGUGCUCUCGGCAAAACUCGCACGGCCAGGCCAUUACUUCACACGGCCGUGUGAACAUCAGGGCAGCCCGUGUGACCUCCUUUUUGACUUGUCUCGCACCUGAUCUUUACCCAAUCGACCCCGAACUCGCUCCUAAACCUUCAUUCACUUGCCAGGACCUGAAAUAUCACAAACAAGCACAACCUAGCGUGAAAUCGGUCUAAAACACGAGAAACCACCUCUCAAACGGUGUAAGAACAGGGGUGAAAACAUGUGUAACUAACGGUCUAUCACUCUCGGUAGCCCUAGUCAAGAACUUCUCAAACAAUAAAUGAUGUUCACUAGAAGCCCUAGCAAAUAAGAGUACUACAAGUGUUAACAUGACCAUUCAAGGUCCAUAAUAACUUCCUGCAUGAUCGGGCCUAGUUCUCGCCUUUUUUCUCUUUUGUUUUUUUAUAUUUUCUAGAACGACUUUUCCAACAGAUGAAUGUUACAAUAAAGAACAAAACUUAACACAAGAACUGAAAUUUAACCUUUUUCGCCCUGCGGUUAAGAACACAAUAUCUUAUUCAUCUGAUUCUCGCACAAGAAAGGAGGAUAUGUGUGUCACUAUGUUGAAUCAGAGCUCUGAUACCACAUGAUAUAAGCCAAGGCUCUAACUCCUAGACUUAAACAAUUAGAAACACAACAAAGAUCGAUUAAAAGCAAAAUGAACACAAAACAGAUAAUAACUCAAACCUAAUCCACACGUCAGGAAGAGGGCCAGGCAUACGAAGGAAUAUUAGGCUAGGGUGAUGAGCUAGCAGACAACGUCGGGUUCUUCUUUCUAAAUCGAUUCCAUGAUCAAGAAAGAAGAAGAAGAGAAGUUGGUGUUUGAACAUCCAAUUCUUGGGUUUGUAUUUCUGAAUAAAAUCGUUGAUUGCCUUCUAAAAGACUUAGUUCGGGCCCUUAGAUAGGCUAAAAAGGUUUUGGGUCAAAAAUAACAAGGAAACUCGAGUUUUGGAGUAAAAGUCACAUAAUCCGCAAAGCAAACAAAAAACAAUUCGUCUACAGCCUAGGGAAAAAUACCCUAUCGUGACUCAAACACUUAUCGUCCCAUGAACAAGUCAGCCUCAACACCGGGUAUUUGCCUAAAACAGCCCCAACACCAAUGAUCAUCCCUUAUCAUCCCACGAACAAGUCAGCCUCCAUUUUGGUGAAGUUCUAGGCCAAAUAAGCUUGAAGACACCCCUUGAAUGCCUUCUUAAACCUCUAAAACCUUCAUCUUCGGACUACGAUCAUUGUAUGUUCUUCGAACUCGAUGGACAUCUUGUGAGGCGAUCCAGGUUGCAUCAACAUCAUUCGCUCUUAACAUUAAUAUGUUGACAUAUUGGGGUCCCUAUAAUAUUACACAAAAUUUACUUACAAAUCUCAUGAUCGUACUCAGAAACAAAAUAAAGCGCCAAAAUAUAGCAGAGAAACACACAUGAACCAAAUAGUGAGCUAAACAGAUGAUAACUGAUAACUGGCUAACACUCCCAAGCAAAAUUCUGAAUUGGAUCCCGAAUUCCGCGGUAAAAAGUACGACACCAAUAACACGCUCUAUGACUCGUCCAUGUGGAAUUGAUGUGGCAAGCUAGGUUGGUUUAAUGAACAUAGUCUGAAAUC
Linum trigynum is the source of this 2342-nucleotide messenger RNA. Lineage: Eukaryota; Viridiplantae; Streptophyta; Magnoliopsida; Malpighiales; Linaceae. The record is from the annotation of a GenBank genome assembly.